AUGGUACUUUUCUCGCCCAUUUCCUUUCCAUUUUCGCUCGUACUGGACUGCACCGUUGGCAAAGAAAGUCGUGAUGUAUAUGAUCGAAAAACACUACGCGCAAUGAUUACCAUGCAACGAGAUUACAAAGCGAAAUUACUCGAGAAAAUGAGCGGCGAUACAACGGAUUUGGUUUUGGCGGCAUUCGAUUUACCGGAAAAGAUUGUUAAAACGGUGAUGACACCCAUCGAUAAGAUCUUCAUGCUCUCCGACGAAAGCAUCAUUGACAAAGCGCUUCUGAAAACAAUUGCUGCGAAGGGUCGCACGCGAAUUCCUAUUUAUAAGGAUAACGAUCGCAAUAUGAUCAUAGCUGUCUUGAAUAUGAAAGAUCUACUGCCGUUUUGUCAAACGAGUAGAUUGAAAGUGAGUACAAUCGUGCAGCUUUGGCAGCGCAGCACUCAGUUCCGAUUUGUUGUUGGUGGUAUGUCAGUGCUACAACUACUAAUUGAGAUGAAGAGUGGAAUUCGAAUCGCAAUGGUGAUUAAGUAUGAUGAUGAAAAACGCGACUAUAUUGUGCAAGGGCUUGUAACGCUCGAGGAUCUCGUCGAAGAGGUUACUGAAUUUUUCGGUCAACUUGCAAAAAAAAAUCAAAAUUCUCUAAUUAGUUAA
This is a messenger RNA of Gongylonema pulchrum, 648 nucleotides long. NCBI's taxonomy places the organism in Eukaryota, Metazoa, Nematoda, Chromadorea, Rhabditida, Gongylonematidae. The record is from the annotation of a GenBank genome assembly.